Messenger RNA from Zea mays, 1593 nucleotides. RefSeq names its product protein FAR1-RELATED SEQUENCE 5-like. The record is from RefSeq and is a predicted model, not a curated record. NCBI's taxonomy places the organism in Eukaryota, Viridiplantae, Streptophyta, Magnoliopsida, Poales, Poaceae. Bases 34 to 1593 code for a protein of 519 amino acids. The transcript has 5 exons. Gene Ontology annotation, biological process: regulation of DNA-templated transcription.
AAUAUUGAUGUAAGAUUGAUACCUAAAGUCGGUAUGACAUUUAGUAACGUGGAUGAGGCGUAUAAUUUUUAUAGUCAAUAUGCAUACGAGGUAGGAUUUCCGUUGAAGAAAUAUAGGGAGCGGAAGAAUUGUAAAUGGUUGAACUGUUCAAUGGAAGGAAAGAAUGCUGAAAGGGUAGCUGGAAAUCCAAGGAUACGUAACACAUGUUCGAAACGAACACAGUGCAAGGCUGGGAUGAAACUCAAAAAAAUCUACGAUGAUGCUAAAGAGAAUGUUAUUUCUGUUCGGAUUGAUCUGGUAAACUAUGAGCAUAAUCAUGAAUUUUUGAAGAAAGAUACAGAAAAAGGGCAAUUGCAAUGCAACAAAACACAUGAUCGUGAAUAUAUGGAGUUCCUUAGUGCGAUGCAAGAAAGCAGGAUUCCACCACAUUGCAUAAUGGAUUUUGUUACUGAAAUGCAUGGUGGCCCAGAAAACGUUCCAAUAACCGUGCAGGACAUGAGUAACCUGAAAAAAGCAUGGCAAAGGGAGAGAAAUGCAAAUGAUGUGUCAAAACUGUUAUCUUUUUUUUCAUUAUGCAAGAAAGAUAAUCCACAGUUUUUUUCAGACUUUCAACUGGACAAAGAAGGGAAAAUUUUAAGCAUAUUUUGGUCCCAUGCUAGCCAGCAAGCCGAGUACAUUGAUUUUGGUGAUGCAGUUACUUUUGAUACUACACAUAAGACUAAUAUGUAUGAUAAGCCAUUAGGCAUGUUUGUUGGUUCGAACCACCACCUACAAUGCACAAUAUUUGGGUUUGCUUUACUAGGAGACGAGACAGUUGAUACAUUCGAGUGGGUAUUCAAUACGUUCAAAACAUGCAUGGGAUGUGACGGACCACGAGUGAUGCUGACAGAUCAAGACCCUGCCAUGCCAAUUGCACUUGGCAGAGUAUUCCCAAACACAAUACAUCGAUUGUGUUUGUGGCAUGUGCAAAACAGGUAUAUGCCCCACUUGAAUGAAUUAUAUGCAAGAUUUGAGGACAUGGAUUUCAAAACAAGGUUCCAAUCUAUAAUACAUCAUCCAUUGAAUGAAAUGGAGUUCGAGGCAGCCUGGCAAAUGAUGCUUGAUGAUUUCCACCUACACGAGAACAACACCCUUGCCAGAUUAUAUGACAUACGCAGAGAUUGGGUACCUGCAUUUUUCAAAGGAGAUUAUUGUGGUCUUAUGGUCUCUACACAACGAAGCGAGAGCAUGAACAAGUUAGUGAAGAGUGCCCACGUGGAUGCAAGCACACCGCUUCAUCAAUUUGCAAAGCAAAUGAUGAAGCUACUGCAUAGUAGGAAGAUGAAAGAGGCCAAAGAGGCACUAGGAUGCAUGGGUCAAAAGGAUACAACUACAUUGUAUAUGUUUGAAAUAAGAGUAGCAAGGGCAUACACUAGAGCUGUGAUGACAAGGUUUCAGGAGACAGUAAAAUAUGCAACUGCAUACCGAAUAGACCGUGAUACAGAGGGUGAGGAACAUGAUUGGGUGGUGAAACAUACUACAAGAUCAAAUAAAAUUGUUUGGGGUCAACACCAAUUCAAGAUAAGGGCUGAUGUUGAUGCCGGAAAGUACUGA